This is a messenger RNA of Helobdella robusta, 2636 nucleotides long. RefSeq lists its product as hypothetical. The record is from RefSeq and is a predicted model, not a curated record. The transcript has 18 exons. Gene Ontology annotation, cellular component: THO complex part of transcription export complex. NCBI's taxonomy places the organism in Eukaryota, Metazoa, Annelida, Clitellata, Rhynchobdellida, Glossiphoniidae. Gene Ontology annotation, biological process: positive regulation of DNA-templated transcription, elongation; mRNA export from nucleus. Gene Ontology annotation, molecular function: mRNA binding. Bases 82 to 2424 code for a protein of 780 amino acids.
UUUAACUUACGUUUUGUUUUGGCCAAAAAAUUUAAACAAAAUAUCGAAAGUAUUCCAUUCGUUGCGAAAAAAUUUAGAAAAAUGUCAAAUUCGAAAUUGGAAAAUGUCGAAAUGGCCGACGAGUCUAUUGAUAAGAAAAAAAGAAAGUUACCAAGUAAACCAGAGAACAAACAUGAGCCACCAAAAUUAAAUGACAAGAAACUAUUCUACUCUGAAGAGAAUGAAGUAUUAGAACGUGACGUAAUUGAAGAUGGCAAGAUUCAUAAAGAAGUCGUCAUGCAGUUAACAUCUAUCAUGGAUAAGGUCAAUAAGAUCAAAUGUCAGCCAGGUGAUCUGACAGAAGCACAGGAGGAUGAAAUCGAGGCAUUGAAAAUUGAUGGAAUCAUGCAGUUCAUUUCGCUAAGGAAACUUAACAGGCUAGGACAUUUUAGGUGCAAAUGUGUCAGGGAGAUUACUCAAGAUGCAAAGCAGAACAUUGAUGACCACCAUUUAAAAUUGCAAAAUCUCAUAUAUGAAGCCAUGCAUCUUCAGAGAGAAAUCUCUAAAUGCCUUCAGUUCAAAUCAAAGGAUGAGGACAUCUCAUUGAUAUCUGUUCAGGAGUUUUUGAACUCUGUAGAUCCUGAAAUUGCAAAAAAUUUGAUCAAAGAAGGUGAUAGCCACAAAUUGAUGCUAGCAAGAUUAGAUUGGGAACUGAAGAAAAGACUGGAGUUGUCAACCAAACUAACUGACUCUGAGGCCAAGAGGAAAGCUAUUGUCAAUGAGAUAGAAUCAAAGAGACGUUACUUGAAAGCACUGCAGCCUAAGCUGGCAGCCAUAUUGGAGUCUACAAAGCCAGUUGAGCAGGAUUUGAACCUGACCUUCUCAGAAACCUUGACCCAGCAAAAAUUGGCAAGCAGCCUACCAUCUCCUCUAUAUUUUCUCUUUGUACAGGCCUACUCGUUUUCCAAAGCCUGUGACAAGAAUAUGGUGGUCAGUAUACAUGGCGACGUCGAAUUGGCUCAGUCAUUUCAUGCAUCUCCUGCUCUUAUUGAAGAGGAUAGCGAUAGUGAAGACGAACAAGCGGAAAAAAAGACGAAAAAGCACAGGAGAAUGACCAUCGAUGCCAAGCAGCUGAGAAAGCAGCAGCAAGUGAUGAGCAAGCAUCCUUUGUCUGUUGUCGUGGAGAUCAAAUGUCAAGAUAUGGGAAUGAUAAAGCUGACAUUUACCUAUUACACCGUGCUAAAUAUAACAGCCGUCAGGGCUGAUGUUGAUCUAUGUGCGAAGUUUAACUCCUCUGGCGACAGUAAAAUGGAAGUAGAUGAUGCUAACUCACCUGCCACAUUUGAGUCAAGUUCUCAUGACCUCUUCAGUUCCUUAUCCUUCCUCCAAUGCCUGUACGACGUUGAUGACGAUGGCAUUGAAUCACCUGACCCAAAUAACCUUUUCAUUCUCAAUAAAUAUGGAAUAUCCGACCUACCUUCUCACAUAGAGGGCACCGAGCGACCUUACAAGUGGGUUCAAAGGUUAUGCGGCCUGCACACCCUCACAACGUCAUCGUCAUCUUCUCUUACCCCUCGUACUGCCUCGGAUGAUGACGCUAAUGAUGACGUCAUUACUCCCUCCACUAGUAGCACUAAUAGUUGCAGUAGCAAUAUUAAAAAUGAUCACGUGAGUAGGACGAGUUAUAUCGAGAAAAUGGUGAUAUUGAUGAGGAGGAGGAUGAAGCAGAGGUGCCAUCUCUUCCAGCAACUCUAUAGGCUUGAGAAGAUAAACAACAACACAAGUGAGUGCGCGAGGACUUUCAACGAACUACUCCAGCCGUACAAGCAGAAGAUAAUCUGUCGACUGGUCGAAUGGAAACCACUGUCCUAUCAAGAAUAUGUCAACCUACCCCAGAACCAGCACAUUGUAAGCCUUGAUCUUGCCUCCAAUAAGGAUUUUUAUUUCAUGGGUCUGCUGGAAAGAGAGGCGACCAAUAAGAAUCUCCCAUCCAGUGGCUCAACCAAUCAGAAAGUCACGUUAAAAUUUUGUAUUCUGAUUGGUUCAGAUUAUCCUGUGACUCCGCCACUUUUUUCGUUUCUUAUCCAAUGGAAAGAUAUGAAGAGGAUGGCAACCAAUGACGAGGCAGUCAGGGAGAUGGAAUGCGUCGUUAACACCCAGAUGACGACGGCCAGUGAUGUGCUGAUCAGUCAGAUAGUAGGGAUGUGCUCCUGUUUCGACGUCUACCUUGAAACGGGAGGAGUCGUGGAACGCUGCGCUGGGGCCAACGUAGGUGAAGAUGGUCAAGAAGAUGGUCCUGAUAAGUCCGCCAGUGACACUCUGCUGGAUGAGAAUUAUACCUGCCUGGUUGAUAGCCAGAAAACCUUUUUGAGGAUUGCAAAGGGACCGACCAGAUCAAAGCCAUUCAAGUUCAACAACCAACUGGGCUUCUACACUCAUUAUUAAUUUAUGAUGUCAGAUACACACACACACACACACACACAGAGAGAGAGAGAGACAGGACAGAGAGAAGAGAGAGAGAGAGAGAGAGAGAGAGAGAAAGAAAGACACAGACACACACAGAAUGACACAGACGUAUUUUGCAGACAGAAUAUUUUAUCAUUCUUAAGAUUAUGAUAUUAAUUUGAACGUGGAAAUGAAGAAUUAUUCCUUAGUUA